ACACUACACUCACCAGCCGGCUUUCCAUUUAAGAAGGUGCAGUUAAUUCAGUGGUGGACAGGGAAUAAAAACAACUUUUAAUGUUUUUGUUGUUAAUUCUAGUCUAAACCGUUCUUAAUUUUUAUACUUACCAAUUCAUUCUAAACACCAAGAAACGUUUUGGUGUUUUAAGAUACAGUUAUUGUUUAUUUUUUUUUUGUAGAUUCUUAAAAUGUCAGUGGUGGGGAUUGAUGUCGGCUAUCAAAGCUGCUAUGUUGCGGUAGCCAGGGCCGGAGGGAUUGAGACCGUAGCGAACGAGUACAGCGAUCGCAGCACACCCUCUUUUGUGUCAUUUGGGCCACGGAACCGUUCGAUUGGAGCAGCUGCUAAAAGUCAGGUGGUCUCAAAUUCUAAAAAUACAGUACAUGGAUUUAAACGGUUCCUUGGCCGGGCAUACACUGACCCUUUUAUUCAGUCAGAAAAAGCCAAACUUCCAUAUGAACUUGCCCAAAUGCCAACAGGCACAACUGGCAUCAAGCUGAUGUACAUGGAGGAGGAGAAAGUUUUUAGUGCUGAGCAAAUGGCGGGCAUGUUGAUGACCAAACUAAAGGAGACGGCAGAAAAUGCAUUGAAAAAACCUGUGGCAGAUUGCGUCAUAUCAGUUCCCUGUUUCUACACAGAUGCUGAGAGGAGGUCGAUGAUAGAUGCUGCUCAGAUUGCAGGGUUUAAUUGUCUGAGGCUCAUGAAUGAAACCACAGCAGUUGCAUUGGCGUAUGGAAUUUAUAAACAAGAUCUUCCUGCCCCAGAGGAAAAGCCAAGAAAUGUUGUGUUUGUUGAUUUGGGACAUUCGGCAUACCAGGUUUCAGUCUGUGCUUUCAACAAAGGAAAACUGAAGGUUCUUGCUACAGCUUUUGAUCCACAUUUGGGUGGAAAAGAUUUUGAUGAAGUUUUAGUUGAUCACUUCUGUGUAGAAUUUGGUAAAAAGUACAAACUGGAUGUUAAGUCGAAGAUCAAAGCACUUCUAAGGCUUUAUCAGGAGUGUGAGAAACUGAAGAAGCUGAUGAGCGCCAAUUCUUCAGAUCUGCCCUUGAAUAUUGAAUGUUUCAUGAAUGACAUCGAUGUUUCUGGAAAACUGAACAGAGGGCAAUUUGAGGAGAUGUGUGCAGGACUCUUUGCUAAAGUAGAAGCUCCACUCCGCAGCAUUUUGGAACAAGCAAGGCUGAAGAAAGAAGAUAUUUAUGCUGUUGAAAUUGUGGGCGGUGCUACAAGAAUCCCAGCAGUGAAAGAAAGAAUUGGCAAAUUCUUUGGCAAAGAAAUCUGUACAACCUUAAACGCAGAUGAGGCUGUUGCUCGAGGCUGUGCCCUUCAGUGUGCUAUUCUGUCCCCUGCAUUCAAAGUGAGAGAGUUUUCCAUUACGGACCUGGUUCCUUAUCCAAUCUCCCUAAAGUGGAAUUCUGCAGCAGAAGAAGGACUAAGUGACUGUGAAGUAUUCCAGAAGAAUCAUGCAGCACCGUUCUCCAAAGUUCUAACUUUCUACAGAAAGGAAGCUUUUUCUUUGGAAGCGUAUUACAACUGUCCUAAAGAACUGCCUUAUCCAGAUCCCACUAUAGGUCAGUUUCUGAUUCAGAAGGUGGUUCCUCAGGCUAAUGGGGAGAGCUCCAAAAUUAAAGUUAAAGUCCGAGUGAACGUACACGGCGUGUUUAGUGUGUCAACUGCCUCUCUUGUGGAGAUACAAAAAUUAGAGGAAGGUGAAGAGCCAAUGGAAACUGAGCAACAAACAAAGGAGGAGGAGAAUAAGAUGCAUGUAGAUCAAGAGGAUCAGAAAUCUCAAGGUGAUGCAAGCCCGCAAAAAGAAACUGCUGAAAAAAAGAAUGAACCCGACGAAAUGGAGACUUCUGCAGAAGAGGCAAAACAGGAAAAGAAAAAUGAUCAACCCCCACAGGCAAAGAAACCCAAAGUAAAAACAAAGACUGUGGAUCUUCCCAUUGAACACAGCUUACAGUGGCAACUGAGCAACGAUACGCUGAACUUGUUUGUUGAAAACGAGGGUAAGAUGAUAAUGCAGGACAAACUUGAAAAGGAACGAAAUGAUGCAAAGAAUAAUGUAGAGGAGUAUGUGUAUGAAAUGAGAGACAAGCUGAGUGGUCUCCUGGAGAAGUUUGUUGGGGAUGAUGAUCGCGACUUGCUGUCAUUGAAGCUGGAAGACACAGAAAAUUGGCUGUAUGAAGAUGGGGAGGACCAGCCGAAGCAAGUUUACAUUGACAAACUAGCUGAACUGAAGAAACUAGGCCAGCCAAUUCAGGAGAGAUGUCAAGAGGCUGAAGAGAGACCAAAGGCUUUUGAUGACCUUGGGAAGAGAGUCCAACACUAUAUGAAAGUAGUUGGUGCCUACAAAAACCAGGACGAGCAAUAUGAACACUUGGAUGCAGUUGACAUGGAGAAAGUGGAGAAGUUGGUAAAUGAGGCUAUGGCUUGGAUGAACAAUAAAAUGAACCAGCAAAGCAAGCAGAGUCUUACUCUGGAUCCAGUCAUCAAGGUGAAAGAAAUCCAAGCAAAAACAAAGGAACUGGUUUCUGACUGCAACCCAGUAGUCUCGAAGCCCAAACCGAAGGUAGAGCCCCCAAAAGAGGAACAGAAGGAAGCUGAACAGAAUGGACCAGUAAAUGGACAGGAAAACACAGAGACUCCGCCAGCUUCCAAUGAGAAAGCACCAGACAGCAAAGGCCAGCCUGCUGCCCCUGAAACUACAGACAGCAAGCUGCCUGAGAUGGACAUUGACUAACUACUGCAACAAUCCAAAUUGUAAAAGCAUUUAAAUAGCCUUUUGACCAUCAUUUGACAUAACUUGAGCAGUUGACUUUGAUAAUAAAUACUGUCAUCUGCCAUCAUGGCAUGAUUUAUUUAUUAAAUGCAUAUUUACAUACAUACAUACAGUAUAUCACCUCAUUGACUUGUUAUGACUUUGAUUUAAAACAUAAGGUAGUCCAACUAAUUGCCUAAAAAUUAGAGGUUAAGGUUUUCAAGUAUGCAAAAGUAAUCUUCAAUAUUUGUGCUUUUAAUUGUAGUUCAACAGGUGUGAGCAAGGCUUGGUCAAGCAGAUGUUAAAUUCCUAAAAAAUAAUGUGAACUCUGUUUUAUCCUUUAAACUGGAACAGUUUAAAAGUAUUUUGAAAUCCAAUUGUUAAUGGUUCAUAACCACUGUAGUCCUAGACAGAGAUGACCCCUAAAUACAGGGGCUUGUUGACUAAUCUGAGUAUUUGUAACAAUAUUUAAAAUAAGGAGUACUUGUUAAAACAAGACUGCUUUGAGUAUUGGCUGCUCUACUAGAAAUAUUGAACCAGUUACUUAUUCAGUUAAAGGUUAUAUAAUUUGAAUGCUGUAUUCUGUUGCGGUUUAUACAUUUCUGACAUGUUCUGCAGAUAUAUUUUUUUGGACACAAUGCAGCAGCAGAAAAACAUAAGACCCCAAAAACCACAUUUUAGGAAUAAAAACAGAAGUUAUUUUGGACACACACACACACAAAAUUGAGCUCAGAAAUUGAAGUAUUGUUAAAAAUAGUGUCAAAAAUCAAAUUGAACCUGAUUUGUCGUCUCACUCCACCCCCAAAGAUAGAUUUUGUUCAAUCAAUACUGAUGUAUAAAACAAUGAGUUACUGUAACAGUAUUUACCAAGUAAAGGCUACACUUUGUUGUGGCAAGCAUAUAGAUUGACUGGUGUUGUUAAACCUUAGUGUUAAAUAUGAAACCUUAAUUUUCUGACGAUUCUUGUUGGGUGAUCCAGGGGUUGUAGGGUUCUUUUCUGUAGAAUUGAAUGCUGUUUCAUCUUGAUUGUAGAGGAACACAUUGGAUUGGUGGCAGCUGUGGAAGUGUCUUGAUAUUUCACUCAGGCUUCUGGUUUGCUAUUAUCAGUGUAUUUAUGCUUUUGUAUUUCACAGAUGUGAAGUAUAAUAAACAAAUCCUUAUAUAAA
Acipenser ruthenus (sterlet) is the source of this 3945-nucleotide messenger RNA. RefSeq names its product heat shock 70 kDa protein 4-like. Gene Ontology annotation, cellular component: nucleus; cytosol. Gene Ontology annotation, molecular function: ATP binding; ATP-dependent protein folding chaperone. Lineage: Eukaryota; Metazoa; Chordata; Actinopteri; Acipenseriformes; Acipenseridae. The record is from RefSeq and is a predicted model, not a curated record. Bases 212 to 2761 code for a protein of 849 amino acids. Gene Ontology annotation, biological process: protein folding. The transcript is spliced from 19 exons.